AUGGCUCGGAAUCCUCGUGGUGCUAAUGCGGCUCCAAUUCCUCCAAUGGAGGAUAGCUCGAGCCCGUAUUACCUCUAUCCAAGUGAUAACCCGAGCUUUCAACUAGUUCCUCACGUUCUAACCGGCUCCAAUUACAUCAAUUGGAGUAGAUCUAUCACCACGACACUUUUGGCGAAGAAUAAGCUCGCCUUCAUCAAUGGCACUCUUCUUCGGCCGACUGAAGAUGAUCUAUUGUUUCCAGCAUGGCUUAGAUGCAACAGUAUGGUUGUGUCAUGGCUCAGGAAUUCAAUUUCAGCUCAGAUCUGCUCGAGCAUCAUGUAUAUUGAUAAUGCGCACGAGAUCUGGUCCGAUCUACGUGAUCGCUUCUCUCAACUGGACACAGCCAGAGCUUAUCAACUGCGGCAGAAGAUCAUGUCACUCACGCAGGGGAAUGAUGAUGUUAACACCUACUUCACUAAUCUGAGGAUACUAUGGGAUGAAUAUAGGCAUUCUCAGCCUAUUGCUUGGUGCGUUUGUGGCACUUGUCGAUGCAAUAGGGCAUCUAAAUGGAACAACUAUCAAGAAGAAGAAUGCAGCAUGUAA
Messenger RNA from Salvia splendens (bonfire salvia), 582 nucleotides. RefSeq lists its product as uncharacterized. The coding region runs from base 1 to 582 and encodes 193 amino acids. The transcript has a single exon. Lineage: Eukaryota; Viridiplantae; Streptophyta; Magnoliopsida; Lamiales; Lamiaceae. The record is from RefSeq and is a predicted model, not a curated record.